Anoplophora glabripennis (Asian longhorned beetle) is the source of this 687-nucleotide messenger RNA. RefSeq names its product biogenesis of lysosome-related organelles complex 1 subunit 4 (gene Blos4). Lineage: Eukaryota; Metazoa; Arthropoda; Insecta; Coleoptera; Cerambycidae. Bases 80 to 526 code for a protein of 148 amino acids. The record is from RefSeq and is a predicted model, not a curated record. Gene Ontology annotation, cellular component: BLOC-1 complex. The transcript is spliced from 3 exons.
UUUCAAGAUGAAAUUGGGUUUUGUCUGUUAACAAUAUUAAUCUUUAAUAAAAAAGUAAACAGUUGUUGUUCAGUAAACAAUGUCGUUGCCUUUAGAAAAUGUGGCACAGGAUUAUAGUAAAUAUUGUGAUGUCGAUUUAAAUGGAAAACUUCAGCCCAUAAAUAAAUCGAUAGAAGAUAUGCUUGCCAGACUGGAAGAAUUUCAGACAAUGGUAUCAUUUGUUAAACAGGAUGAGACUGAUUCUAAUGAUAUUUUAACUUCAUUGCCGAAUUACAGAAAUGAUCUAGAGGAUAUGUUUAAUAAGAUAGAUACGAUGGAAAGUUUAGUAAUACAUAUGAAAAACAAUUUAGAUAAACUGGAAGAUGAUAUAGAAAAGGCUGAAACUGAACUUGGAUGUAACGAUCCCAAAAAAAAAGUAACCAGUAUUUUUACACCACUUUUCAGAAAAAAUACUGAAAAGAAGCAACCCACACCAAGUCUUGGACUGUUUAAGGUUGAGGAUUAUUUUGAACAGCAAAACUCUUAAUUAUAAUUUUUAUUUCCUAAUGUAUACUUUAUUUUUUAAAUAUAUGAAGACAUCAAAGCUUUAUAUUAUUACUGGUGAUAUAGAAAUAUAAUCGUUAAUAUUAAUUUUAUAUACUACAGCUGUCCUAUUUUUAUACAACUGUAAAAAAAAAUAAAGUUAUU